UCGUUAGGGGGGCGGAGCGGUCUGUUUGGGAUCUGGCUCGUGGGUUCAGUGGGUUAUUGGGCGCUUGACGGUCGUUAGCGUCGGAGACUCGCACAAUGCCCCACAGACGGAAGAAACCGUUCAUAGAAAAGAAAAAAGCUGUAACAUUUCAUGUAGUGCAUAGAAGUCAGAAGGAUCCUUUGACAGCGGAUGAUAGUGCACCCCAGAGAGUUCUCUUGCCUGCAUUAAAGAGAAAUGAUGAAAAAAGAAGAGAAGAACAGCGGAAAUAUGGAGUAUUCUUUGAUGAUGAUUACGAUUACUUGCAACAUUUGAAGGAAGCUUCAGGACCUUCUGAACUUGUUCCAUCAAGCUUCCCAAAUCAAGGCAGGAUUGUAGUGUCUACAGAAGGGGAGGUAGAAGAUGAAAUUCAACACAUUCCGGCUCCUACCAUUAAUCUGCCCUCCUCAGUAUUUGCAUCAGAAUUUGAAGAAGACGUGGGACUAUUAAAUAAAGCUGCCCCUGUUCCAGGGCCUAGACCGGAUCUUGAUCCUGACAUUAUUGCAGCACUAGAUGAUGACUUUGAUUUUGACAGUCCAGAUAAUCUGCUUGAAGAUGACUUCAUUUUAAGAGCUAAUAAACCUGGAAGCCUAGAACUGGAGAAGGAACUCUCUUGCUUAUCUGAAGAUGAAGAUGCAUGGGAAGAUGUGGAGGAAGAGGAUGGAGAAGAUUCUCAAAGUGGCGAAGAAUAUGAUUCUGAAGGUCCUUUGUCAGAUGACAGUGAUUUUAAAGGGAAAAUGAAAGAAUUCCUUUUCAUGGAAGAAGAGACCAAGAGCCGUUUCACAGAGUAUUCCGUGACCUCUUCAGUCAUGAGAAGAAAUGAACAACUGACACUUCUGGAUGAAAGGUUUGAGAAGUUUUUCGAACAAUUUGAUGAUGAUGAAAUUGGACCAUUGGAUAAUGCCGAAUUAGAAGGUUUCAUCCAAAGUGACAGCACUCGAUUACAGGAAGUGUUGAAUGACUACUUCAGAGAGAAAGCAAAGGAUUGUGUGAAAGUUGAUGAUAUUGAAACCAAGAAGAAAGCAGAGUUACCCUUGAAUGAGGAAGAAGAUGAGAUUGAAGAAAUGGUAACUUUAAUAAUUGAAGAACCAAAAGAAAAAUGGGAUUGUGAAUCCAUUUUGAGUACUUAUUCAAACUUAUACAAUCAUCCAAAACUUAUUGAGGUGCCAAAAAAGCUUAAAUCAAUUAGAGUGUCUAAGAAGACAGGAAUCCCUCUAGAUGUUUUGCCUCAGAGAGGAUCUACAGUUAAACAGACUGAGCGCAUGCAAAGGAUUAAUGACUCUGAUUUGCCAAGAGUAUCCACUCAGCCACGCUCUAAGGAUGAGAGUAAGGAGGAUCGGAAAGCUAGGAAACACGCUAUCAAAGAAGAGCGAAAAGAACGCAGGAUAGAAAAGAAAGCAAACAAGUCAGCCUUCAAGCAGGAGAAGACAAGGCAAGAGAAGGAGCUGCUGAAUGUGAAACAGAAUCUUCAAGGACUCAGGCUGUCGUGAUGGAAGAACUGCUUCUUGUUAAGGACGAUGGCCACUUCUGUCUGGUUGCUAAGUGGAAAAGAUACUUUCCAUUUAUCAUAUCAGAAGUGUAAAAAUAAUGGCAAUGUGCUGUUUAUAAAAAUCUAACCACCGGUGUUUACUUACAUGUAAACAGUUUUUUGGUUACCACAACAAUAAAAUCAGUGUAAUAUAUUUCUUC
Messenger RNA from Protobothrops mucrosquamatus (brown spotted pit viper), 1725 nucleotides. It is a transcript of the gene LTV1, whose product is annotated as LTV1 ribosome biogenesis factor. The record is from RefSeq and is a predicted model, not a curated record. NCBI's taxonomy places the organism in Eukaryota, Metazoa, Chordata, Lepidosauria, Squamata, Viperidae. Gene Ontology annotation, cellular component: nucleus; preribosome, small subunit precursor; cytosol. Bases 96 to 1526 code for a protein of 476 amino acids. The transcript is spliced from 11 exons. Gene Ontology annotation, biological process: ribosomal small subunit export from nucleus; ribosomal small subunit biogenesis.